Aspergillus clavatus NRRL 1 is the source of this 1782-nucleotide messenger RNA. RefSeq names its product GPI-anchor transamidase GPI17 (gene PIG-S). Gene Ontology annotation, cellular component: GPI-anchor transamidase complex. The coding region runs from base 1 to 1782 and encodes 593 amino acids. The record is from RefSeq and is a predicted model, not a curated record. NCBI's taxonomy places the organism in Eukaryota, Fungi, Ascomycota, Eurotiomycetes, Eurotiales, Aspergillaceae. The transcript is spliced from 2 exons. Gene Ontology annotation, biological process: attachment of GPI anchor to protein.
AUGCCUGGCGAGAAUGACGACCCCCGGUCACGUAUUCACACUAUCCCACAACCAUCAAAUCCCACCGUCAUGAGUUCUAAGUCCACCGCGCAACGGCUUCCUCCGCCUGAGAAGCCAGAGGCCAUCCGUACUCGCUUCAAGGUCAUCGCUGCAUUUUGGGCGGUCGUUAUCUUCCUAGGAUUUCCGAUAUGGUGGAAGACAACGUCAAUCUAUCGGGCUCAUUUGCCUCUGCAGGAGAUGGUCGAUUGGGCUGAUGGAAAGACAUGUCGCCCUGUGUUCCCUCUUGAAAUCCGACUUGAGGCGCCGUAUAUGCAACGCUCAGAAGCGCAGCAUCUCCUUCGCACCACGCAGCAUACUCUCGAUGACCACAACGAAUUCUCCGCCCACCACCUCCGCUUAAAACUCGCCGAGGACACGGCCAGUCCAGAGGAUAAUGCAAAUGUCCAGGCACAGCCGACGCCAGAUGGUUUGGGAAAAGCCGAUACUGCAUUGACAGUACGACUACUGCCCCAGGAUGAUUUAACUGCUCCGAAAGCAGAGCUCCAUGCCGAGACCACCCAGCUGGAUGUCAUGUAUCCUCCGAGCCAGGUCCCCGCGCCAUCAUCAUCCAAUCCACCUCUGUCCGCUUACAUCGCAGGGGAACUGCAGAAUCUGUUCACGGAGGAGAAAGCUACCAUUGCGCAGAUCUUGUCCGACAGUAAUUUGGGCGGCGCUAAUACCAACGCCCCUGCGUCGUCGAACAACCAGCAGCCGUCCGCGGUCCUCAACUCCAUCUCGCCCCAACUCGCAGAGAGUAUCAGCCGGCGGCUCAGACGGUCCAUGAAGUACGCAGAGACCUAUCAUCUUGCUUUCUCUCUCUUCACGCCCGGAUCGGAGCCCUCCUCGUGGGACAUCCAGGCCGCCGUGGAGGAGUACAUCUCCCCUCUGUUGCAGGCACUCGCGCCCAUCAGCAACUUCACCGUCGAUACGCAAGUCCAACUAUACGCGACGUUCUCGCCAACCGCACCCCUGCCCGAGUACGACGAAACGCAAGCGGCAUGGACCCUGAAGAAAGAAGACCUGAGCGCCUUCAUCAACGCCGCCGAGUGGCCCCUAAGCCCGAGCAUCGGCAACGGCCCCACAAUCAACUUCAUCCUCUACGUGCCCACGCCCUCGCAGUCACCCAUGCUCGUCAAGGAAAGCGGCGCGACUAGCUGGAUCAUCCCGCAAUGGGGCGGUGUCUUCCUCCUCAACCCGCCCCUAUCGACCGUCAACGACAACCCCUCUAACCCAGCCCACCUGUCCAAGGAAGCCCUGCGCGCCGCCUUCCUCACCUUCUCCCACCAGCUGCUCACUCUCCUCGGCGUCCCCACAACCCCCACCUCUCUCCCCUUCCGCCUGCAGACCCUCAUCCGCAUCCGCGCCGCCACCCUCCUCCUCUCCGCCUCCUCCACCAUGGGCUCGCUCGCCCGCCUCACAGAGUCCCUCCCCUCGAUCCCCAUCCCCGCCAACGUCGCUGCAUCCGUUUCCGCCACGCUCUCGCAUCUGACUUCGGCAUGCACCCAUCUGCGUGACGGCCGCUUUGAGGCCGCCCUCGCCAGUGCCCGAGUCGCGGAGACCGAGGCCGAGCGCAGUUUCUUCGAGAAGACCAUGGUGGGCCAGAUGUAUUUCCCCGAUGAGCAUAAAGUAGCCGUGUAUCUCCCCUUGCUGGGCCCCGUCGGCGUUCCGCUCCUUGUGGGGCUCUUGAAGGAAGUCAAGAGGCUGGUGGCGGAAUGGAAGGCCAGGCGGGCCAUCCGCUCAUAA